AUGGCCUCCCGCAUCGUCUCUCGUCGUUUCCUCUCCACCACCGUGCGCCGCCUCCAGGAGCACGAGAAGCAGGAGCUCAAGAAGGAGGCCCGCCGCAACCCCGAGACCCUGGUCCUCGGCGGUGUCAUGGUCGCCGCUCUCGCUGGUGCUGGCUUCUACUUUGGCCGCACUCCUACCUCCAGCACCUCUGAGUCCCCCGUCGGCAUCGCCAAGGGCGGCAUGCCCUGGGAGACCAACACCACUGGCAAGUACCAGUACCACCCCGGUGGUGACGCCAGCCAGGCCCCCAAGGACGCUCCCUCCGCCCUCAACAGCGUCAUCGUUCCCAACGUCACCCUCCCCGCGGAGCUCCACGAGAAGUUCAACAAGUUUGGCAAGGACGGUUACCCUUAA
Messenger RNA from Clonostachys rhizophaga, 393 nucleotides. Lineage: Eukaryota; Fungi; Ascomycota; Sordariomycetes; Hypocreales; Bionectriaceae. The record is from the annotation of a GenBank genome assembly.